Molecule: messenger RNA, 1915 nt
Organism: Cucumis melo (muskmelon)
Lineage: Eukaryota; Viridiplantae; Streptophyta; Magnoliopsida; Cucurbitales; Cucurbitaceae
Product: ethylene-responsive transcription factor ERF054-like
Exons: 1
Coding region: 260-1450 (396 amino acids)
Biological process (GO): regulation of DNA-templated transcription
Molecular function (GO): DNA binding; DNA-binding transcription factor activity
Source: RefSeq, a predicted model, not a curated record
UAGAAGAAAGAGAGAGAAUGAAAGAUGCGACUUGGAUUCGUGGGUCCCAAGCAUGAACCAUUCCCUUCAAACUUCAAAGCCAUACUUUCUUUUUUAUUCAAAAUCCUUUUCCUCUUUUCUUUCUUUCUAUUUAUAAACCGUUCACCGCUUCAUUUUCUUCUUCACCUCUCAAUUCCCACGUGGACACUCUCCUUCUUCCUCUUCCUCUUCCUCUUCAUCCUUUUUCAUAAUUUCAUACAAACCCACCAUUGGAAAUUCGAUGUCCAAUUUCAAAUCCAACUUAUCUCUCAGAACAACUGAUCAUGAUAAGAAUGAAGAUAAAAUGGAUACUAAUCACAAUGAGUUUCAUCAAUGCAGUUUUCCCCGGCAACCAGGUUAUCCAACUUCCCUUUUACCUCCACCUUUUAAGAAGAUCCGAGACCCUGAAAGUCACGACCCAAUUCACCCAUUGGAUUCAAUUUCUCAUCACUCAUUCCCUUUCUUGAAUCCACCCUCCUCUGUUUCUUCUCCUGCCUCUACAAGACCUUUGUUUCCUUUUGCUUUGGAACCAUCCCAAUUCAAAACAGAGCCUGUUGCAUCUACGGUCCAUCAACCUCCAUCAGUUCUGCCACAGCAUAAUCAAUUGGUGGCUCCACCACUUGCUUCAACCCAAAACGGAUUCGGCUACCCGCCUUACUUCAUGGGAGAAUUCGCAUCCUUUCAACAACAAAAGCAGCAGCAGCAGCAGCAGCAGCAGCAGCAUCAGCAAUUUCUUCAGUAUUGGAAUGAAUCUCUUGAUUUGAAUUCAAGGGCAGGGUUUAGGCCUCAAGUGCGGCCUCUAAAUGCAACAAAGCUAUACAGAGGAGUUAGGCAGAGACAUUGGGGGAAAUGGGUAGCUGAGAUUCGUCUUCCUCGAAACAGGAAUCGUCUCUGGCUCGGCACAUUCGACACCGCCGAAGAUGCUGCCUUAGCCUACGACCGAGAGGCUUUCAAAUUGAGAGGAGAGAAUGCACGGCUUAAUUUUCCUGAACUCUUUCUCAAUAAAGAUAAAGAAGCAGAAGAAGAAGAAGAAGAAGAAGAAGAAGAAGAAGAAGAAGCCUCACAAACUUCUGCUCCUCAACAGGAUGUAGACAAUAACAAUCAUGACAAUGACAUAGAAUUAGAGUCCAAUAACGAGGGUGUGACAGAGGAAAACAUACAAGAAGAAGAAGAAGAAGAAGAAGAAGGUAUUUCAAAAACACAAGAAAUGGUUUGGAGAGAAAUGGCAGAGGCUUGGUUAAACGCGAUGCCAGCCGGUUGGGGCCCUGGUAGCCCCGUGUGGGAUGAUUUGGACACAACCAAUAAUCUUCUACUGCAGCCGCAGCUUCAAUUUGUUAAUCCAAUUCAACAACCAUCAUUUGACUUAACAUCAGCUUCACCUUCUUCUUCAUCUUGCCCAAUGAAGCCUUUCUUUCUCAAGGAUGAAGAUUAAACUUUCACAAGAGAGAAAGUUAGAGAGAGUGCACUCGUGGGCCAUUACUUUUUCUUGGUUCUUAUUGUUAGUAACAGGCACAAGUUUCUAGAGACUAUCACUAUCACUUACAAGCAUGCUAUUCUGGUUUAGAUUUUUUUUCCUGUCAUAUAUAUAUAUAUAUAUAUAUAUAUAUAUAUAUAUAUAUAUGUAUAUUUAUUUUGUUACAUUUUGAUUUUAUGGUUAAUGUUCUGUCUUCUAAUGAACUGCUAUGUUUUUAGUUUAAUAGUUGGCCAGAGUAGCAGGAGACAGUUUGGUGAUCUCCUCUUCAUUGGGUCCAUCAUCCAUCAGGGGCUCUGUUUUUUGGCCAAGAGGAUGGCAUGGAAGCACAUUCUAUUUUUCAUAUUUCACAUCAACUUUUAGCUUCCCAAUAUACUAUGUAAUAUAAUCUUCAUUAUUACAUUAUAUAUUUUCUUUCUAUUUCCA